AUGUACUCUGUUCGAGAACGUCUCUUACGCAUCUACGAGGAGGCGGCCGGGGAGCCAUACCAGAGCAGUGUGAAGGAUCUACAGGAGCGGGAUGCGGGGAUUGAGCAGAAAGAGGCAGACAUAAUAGAGAACCUUCGCAUUAUCUCGCAACUGCACAUCAAUGAACUACGUAAAUCCCUGGAAGAGCGUGAUGCAAUGAUCAAGAGGAACCCAUCUAACACAAAGAUACCCUUUCUUUCGCAAGAGAUAAGAGAGAAAAUUCGGGGGCUUAAGGAAAAUGUUGACCAGUUCCGAGAGCUAGAAAGAAAAUGUGAGCGCGAACUAAACAGCAGCUCCGGUGAUGCUCGCGCGCUCGCCCAAAAGAACUGCCAGGAAUGCAAGGAGAUGGCUGCUUUGAUAGAUGACUACUGCAGGGCCUUCACGGAAGAAGAGCGUGAACGCGCAUUCCAACGGACAGACAUUGGUUCGCCCAUGGUUCCUUCUGCCCCAUUGUUUGGGAGCUCUGGGACAAAGAUGAGCAAGAUAGACGAGCUCCUGCCUGUCCAUGCUAACGCAGAGGAGGCUCGGGACAAACUUGCAAGCAUGGAGCAAGAGUUUAACGAAGAUCUUAAGAUACUAAUAGGUGCUGUUAAUCGUGCUAAAGCACAGACAAAUCAGAUUGAAGAGAAGCUUAAUCAAAUUGGAGAGGUAAUUGAGGUUGUUGACGAGAAAAUGGAAACCGCAGUCACCGACGUCAAGGAGCUGCAUAAGUCAACCGCUGACGUCAGAAAGAAGGUUGCCAGCAUCGGAAAAUGCGUAUGGAUAACCAUAAUACUCGUGCUUUUGGGGAUAGUGGGCAUCUGGAUCUAUAGGAUUGCUAUAAACUUCACUGGUUGA
Molecule: messenger RNA, 876 nt
Organism: Giardia duodenalis
Lineage: Eukaryota; Fornicata; Diplomonadida; Hexamitidae
Product: Qc-SNARE 1
Exons: 1
Coding region: 1-876 (291 amino acids)
Source: RefSeq, a predicted model, not a curated record